Molecule: messenger RNA, 1776 nt
Organism: Odontomachus brunneus
Lineage: Eukaryota; Metazoa; Arthropoda; Insecta; Hymenoptera; Formicidae
Gene: agt
Product: bifunctional transcriptional activator/DNA repair enzyme Ada
Exons: 2
Coding region: 603-1163 (186 amino acids)
Biological process (GO): DNA repair
Molecular function (GO): methylated-DNA-[protein]-cysteine S-methyltransferase activity
Source: RefSeq, a predicted model, not a curated record
AAGUUCGGACCUUGAGAUUUUUGGAACCUUGGUACCUUGGAAUCUUCCUAGGCUUUGAUUCUUGUUAAAAUUCUUUCAAAUAACCUUGUUGACUCAAUAUUAAACUUUAUUCUCAUAUUAACUUGAAAUGGUAUUGGAGGAUAUGUCUCCUUGAGAAUCCCCGUAACUAUAUACUGAAAGAAGGAAGGAAGGAUUACGUCACAUCCUUCGUAUUUCUAACAAAGGAUUUUCUCUUUAUGCUUCUUCCUGGUAUUCUUUAUUCAAUGGGUGCUACUUAUCCUAUUUCAUCUAAAUCGGAACUAAAUAGAUCACGUGAUGUGGAGUGGGGAUAUGAAAUCUAAAAGAGCGACGAAAGUAACUGCGUGCAGUAACGAGCAAUCCUGCUGAACGACAAUGAAAGGCGAAAUAUCUUACAUAUUUAUAUAAAUAAAUAUUACUAAUAUCAGUAGUAGUAUAUAUAUAAUAAUAAUAUCGUAGAAAUAGAAUUGUGUAUGAAAAAAAGAUAGUCUGCUGCUUCAACUGUAGUUCUGCUGUAUUCCUGAGAUAGAUCUGACAUUGUUCGUCGAUUCAUAUCUACAGUUGGCACACUUUGCUGUAACAUCAUGGUGAAAUUUCGAAGCAUGACAACAGACGAGUACAAGAUGGAUCGAUCAGCGUUCAAAUUGCUAUAUGCGUUCCAUCCAACGCCCUUUGGUAAAUGUCUCAUUGCUAUAACCGACACCAACAAAGCUGUAGUAUACUUGGGAUUCGUCGAUGGCGUCGAGACAUAUGCUCUGAGGGUCUUGGAGAAUGAAUGGCUACUCUCUGAGAUAUCAGAAGACACAGGAAACGAGACGAAGAAUAUAAUCGAGGAGAUCUUCCAGCCUGAUGUAUCUUCACUGGAUUCCAUUUGCGUCCUCCUGAAAGGCACAUCCUUUCAAGUGAGCGUGUGGAAGUCUUUGAUGACUAUCCCUAAAGGAGAAUCCGUCACGUACGAGGAAGUCGCAAAGAUGGUCGAGAAUCCCAAAGCUGUACGCGCGGUAGGAAAUGCGAUUUCUAAAAAUCGCAUCGCAUACAUCGUGCCAUGCCAUCGCGUGAAAGGUAAAAUGGCAAAUAACGAUAAGUAUGUUUGGGGAAUGCAACGUAAGCAAGCUAUCCUGAAAUAUGAAAGAGAGUUAACGUAGGAGGUCAUGGAGAUCGCAUCACUAUUUAAAUUUUUAUUUGGAUAAUGAGUUUUUUUUUAUAGUGAUGAUGUACCAAACUAUUUUUUAUAUAAAGAGCUGCAUACGCUUAUUUAUAGAUACGCGUAUGUAUAUAUGCCUUUAAAGUAGUUUUUCAUUUUUGUGUAAUUAUUGUCUUUUAUACAGGGAGGCGCAAAAAAAGCGAAUGGUUGUUAAACAUUUAUAAAAAUUUUAUUUUCAAAUUUUUAAUUUAUUUUGAUAUGAAAUUAUGAAGUUUAAUUUACGAAGAUUUUUCCUGAUCUCCUUUAUAAAGUUUGGAAAGAAAAAAAAAAGAAAAAUUUAAAAAGUUAUGAAUUUUUUAAACCAGUUUGUUUCUUUUGCGCCACCCUGUAUAACUCAUAUAUUUUCUAUUGUACUUCAAACUGAAGUCACAUGUGUUGAACACCUGAAAUGUGAUAAGACAAACAAUAAUUUAAAGAUGUGCAAUGUAAAGCAGGUCUUUAUGUUGAAUAAAUUGUUUUCUUACAUAUGUGAUACAUGUUUAUUUUUGUCACAUACACUGAAUCAUGUAAAAGUACAAAAUUUUGUUAAUACAUUAAAAUAUAAUGAUCAUGCA